GACACUCCAAUCAAACUCAACUCAUCCAUCAUCCACUUGCGAUCGAGCAGCAGCUUACAUUAUUCAUACUUUUAAUCCACUUCUUUUCACUUUACUUUACUUAUUAUCAUCAAAAUGGAAGAUGAGGUAGCAGCCUUGGUCAUUGACAAUGGUUCGGGUAUGUGCAAAGCUGGCUUCGCCGGAGACGAUGCUCCCCGUGCUGUUUUCCCCUCCAUUGUUGGACGUCCCCGUCAUCAAGGUGUGAUGGUUGGUAUGGGUCAAAAGGACUCCUACGUUGGAGACGAGGCUCAAUCCAAAAGAGGUAUCCUAACCCUCAAAUAUCCCAUUGAACACGGGAUCGUCACCAACUGGGAUGACAUGGAGAAAAUCUGGCAUCACACUUUCUACAAUGAGCUACGUGUUGCUCCCGAGGAACACCCCGUCUUGUUGACUGAGGCACCUCUUAAUCCAAAAGUCAACCGAGAAAAAAUGACGCAGAUCAUGUUCGAAACCUUCAACGCUCCUGCUUUCUACGUUGCCAUCCAAGCCGUACUUUCUUUGUACGCAUCUGGUCGUACCACCGGUAUUGUUUUGGAUUCUGGUGACGGUGUUACUCACACUGUACCCAUCUACGAGGGUUACGCGCUUCCCCAUGCCAUUUUGAGAUUGGAUCUUGCCGGUCGAGAUUUGACCGAUUACUUGAUCAAGAUCUUGAUGGAACGUGGUUACAGCUUCACGACAACUGCCGAAAGAGAAAUCGUUCGAGAUAUCAAGGAGAAGCUUUGCUACGUUGCUCUUGAUUUCGAACAGGAAAUGCAAACCGCUAGUCAAUCUUCCGCGCUCGAGAAGAGCUACGAACUACCCGAUGGACAGGUCAUUACCAUUGGAAACGAACGAUUCCGAGCUCCCGAGGCCCUCUUCCAACCCUCGCUCUUGGGUCUCGAAGCCUCUGGUAUCCACGAGACUACCUACAAUUCGAUCAUGAAGUGUGACUUGGAUAUCCGAAAAGACUUGUACGGUAACGUCGUCAUGUCUGGUGGUACCACCAUGUACUCCGGCAUUUCUGACAGGAUGCAAAAGGAGAUCACUGCCCUUGCUCCUAGCAGCAUGAAGGUUAAGAUUGUUGCUCCACCAGAGCGAAAAUACUCCGUCUGGAUCGGUGGUUCCAUUUUGGCUUCCCUCUCUACCUUCCAGCAGAUGUGGAUCUCCAAGCAAGAGUACGAUGAGAGUGGACCCUCCAUCGUGCACCGUAAAUGUUUCUGAGGUCUCAUUUCAAUUAGAGGCGUCUGUGAAGUGCUAUAUUAGCUUCCCAAUAUAUGAUCGCUUUCGCCAUGUAAAGUUCAAGAACCGUAGAGCAGAAACGUUCAUGACAUCCAUUCUAGCUUUUCUUUCUCCCAUCAGUAGUUCUUUUUUGUGUCCUUUUUGAAUGACCUCAACGUGAAAUAUAUUUCCUGUGCUUCUUUUGUUCCGUCGCC
Messenger RNA from Melampsora larici-populina 98AG31, 1454 nucleotides. RefSeq lists its product as uncharacterized. The record is from RefSeq and is a predicted model, not a curated record. The transcript has 8 exons. Lineage: Eukaryota; Fungi; Basidiomycota; Pucciniomycetes; Pucciniales; Melampsoraceae. Bases 115 to 1242 code for a protein of 375 amino acids.